This is a messenger RNA of Trichomycterus rosablanca, 10282 nucleotides long. RefSeq names its product assembly factor for spindle microtubules (gene aspm). Gene Ontology annotation, biological process: establishment of meiotic spindle localization; spindle organization; mitotic cell cycle. The transcript has 31 exons. The record is from RefSeq and is a predicted model, not a curated record. Gene Ontology annotation, molecular function: calmodulin binding. Gene Ontology annotation, cellular component: spindle pole. NCBI's taxonomy places the organism in Eukaryota, Metazoa, Chordata, Actinopteri, Siluriformes, Trichomycteridae.
AUGUCGCAUUCACUUGCCAAAGCGGAUUUUUUAGACAUUAGUCCAACAUUUAGUACGCGACGUCCGAAAGACAAGGAAAACGACGCACCUAUUCCAGUUUUGAGUCUAGUGCAGUUUUCACGCUCUCCUUUCGUGACUUUUGGAACUUUAAAGUUGGGGUCUUCAAAAUCUCUACCUUUACGCGUUGAAAACCCGACUGAGGACGCUGUUAUUACCGUGUCUGUGGAUAAAAUCCCCUCAUCCAAGGGCUUCUCUAUAGAUCAGACAUCUUUUACUAUUCACCCUGAAGAAAGUGUGAUUGUAACUGUAACGUGGACGCCAGCAGAAGAGGGUGGUGUUAGAGAACUGCUUAGCUUUGUUGCAAAUGGCAUCGUCAAACACCAAGCAAUUUUGCUUGGAAAAGCAGAUGCUCCAAAGACUAAAAAGAAAAGUCUUUGGGAUUCAAUUAAAUCCAAGAAAGAUCACUCAAAAGGUGGGAAAGUGGCUUCUAUUACAGUCAAGGCAGCCAACAAGACAUUUCAUGUGUCACGACAUUCUCAAUACAAGAAAAAUAGAGGAUCAAACCCGCUUACGCCAUUAAACCAUGAAAGAGCUUCUCGCAGAUCUAUUGGCAGUAAGGAGAAAAAUCGUCGGUCUGGGAAUUCCCAGGUUUCUCAAGCUCUACCCAAGUCUAUCUGUGACAACUCGAAAAACAAAUUACAAAAUAACUCUCCAGUUGUUGUGUUAGUGCCAGCUGAUCAACUUCUUGAUGGCAUUAAUAAAGACAAUAAUUCCUCUGGGCUGUUUGCUGAUGGCAAGGAAAUCCGCAUAUUAAAUAAAACGCUCUCCCCUAUUAGCACCCCACAAAGGUUUUCCAACCCCCUGAUGCCUCAGUUUCAAAGUCCACUUCCUGUCAUUAGCAAAACAAAUAAAGUUGGAUGUAAUGAAUCAGGAACUAUGUCUAUAAAGGAUGCAUUGGCAGUUAUUGAAUCAGAUCUGGCUCAUGCUGUGAGCCCUCCGAAUGCUUGCUCAAGCUUUAAUUUGCCUGAUUCGCUGGAGUCUGACUGCGAGCCUAAGACAGCUGUAAGGACUGUGGCAAACAUCUCUCCUCAGACUGACCUUGCUCAACCUAGAUUGAUGUUUUUUGUCAAAUCAAACAAAGUACAUGAUUCAGAUGUUAAUGCCCUCAUGUCCAGCACUGUUUUUUGCCCUGCCACAUCAGAUGAGCAAUUAGCUCAGAAAGGUCCUAAAACCAAAAAAAUACUUUUCAACUGUGCUACAGUUACCAAAAACAAAGCAGAAGUUUCUCCUGAGCGCAGUCCCUGUACAAGCAAAACAAGAACCUCCAGACGUAGACUUCUGCAGAAGCCACCUCAAGUGUCGGAUCUUAGUUCAGGUUCUAGUACAAACCUGAACAAAGCCUGUGAGCAGGAGAUUCUACCUGUCAUUAACUGUGACACUGAUAUUAAUUUAAGAUUUACCAUUACUACUACUUCACCAUGCGACCUACAACAAUUGCUGCCACAACAACUGGAAUCCCCAGAUCAGUCUUUUUCAGUACAAGAUCACACCAACUCAAGACCUGAUGAAGAGCGGAAUGGGUGGAAUUGUGUAGCAUCUGACGGUCACUCUCUGGGCAGUCGGGUGCUACCAUCCUUUGCCUCUUUGGACUCUUCUACACAUAGUUGCACAGCAAAUCAGAACAGAAAGAGGAAAAGUGAAGAAUUUUCUCAGGACAACCUAAGUGCUUUGUCCUUUGAAGUAAAAAAAAGUUGUGCCUUCAGACAACAACCCAAAAAACCAUGUCCUGAUAAAAGAUUCAGUUCAAGACCUGAAAAGACACAAAGCAAAUCAAAAGCACCACCAAGCUUGAAGUCUACAACUGCACUACCCAAAAGGUCUAAGCCAAAAUCUGCUCAACAAGGUGGACAGUCUGUAAAAUCAUACGGCACAUUAAAAGUGAAAUCUGCAAAGGUUAUAGCUGUGGCACAGUCCCAGCUAACCUUUAUUAAGCCCAUACAAUCAGCGCUACCCAGGCAUCCACUGCCAUUUGCUGCCAAAAACAUGUUUUAUGAUGAGCGAUGGAUUGAGAAGCAGGAACGAGGAUUCACAUGGUGGAUGAAUUAUGUCCUCACUCCCGAUGAUUUUAAAGUUGCCACUGAAGUCACCAAAGUAAAUGCAUUAACCUUAACUAUGGGAGGUGAGAAGUUCAACAUACCCAAAGCCCCUACUAAAGAGGAGAUGUCAUUCAAAACCUAUACAGCCCGGCGGCGCCUGAACCGCCUUCGACGUGCAGCAUGCAAUCUGUUCACGUCUGACUCUAUGGCAAAGGCCAUAAAGAGGCUUGAGCUGGAAGUUGAAUCCAAGAGACUCCUUAUACGCAGGGAUCGGCACCUCUGGAAGGAUAUAGGUGAAAGGCAGAAAGUUCUAAACUGGCUCCUUUCUUAUAAUCCACUUUGGCUACGAAUUGGCCUGGAGACUAUAUUCGGAGAAUUGAUUUCCUUGGAGAGCAACAGUGAUGUCAUGGGCCUGGCCAUGUUUAUUCUUACUCGACUGCUCUGGAAUCCAGAUAUUGCUGCGGAUUUCAGACACCCCAAAGUUCCCCACUUAUACAGAGAUGGACAUGAAGAGACUCUGUCCCGCUUCACUUUAAAGAAGCUGCUUUUACUCGUCUGUUUCCUGGACAAGGCCAAAGAGUCCAGGCUAAUUGAGCAUGAUCCGUGUUUGUUUUGCAUGGAUGCUGAAUUUAAGACAAGUAAAGAUCUACUGCUGGCUUUUUCUCGAGACUUCCUAAGUGGGGAAGGCAUUCUCUCACGCCAUCUCAGCCUUUUAGGCCUUGCUGUUUCACAUGUUCAGACACCCCUGGAUGAGUUCAACUUUGCUGUUCAUAAUCUAGCCACUGACUUAAAAUGUGGCAUUCGAUUGGUGCGUGUCAUGGAGAUUUUUACUCAAGACUGGUCUCUGUCCAAAAAGCUGAGGAUGCCUGCAGUUAGUCGCCUUCAGAAAGUGCACAAUGUAAAUGUCGCAGUGCAAGUGCUCAAAGAGAAAGGGGUGGACUUAAAAGAUGAGCAUGGGACCAUCAUUGAGCCCAAAGACGUAGUAGAUGGACACAGAGAGAAGACCCUUAACCUUCUUUGGAAGAUCAUUUUUUCAUUUCAGGUUGAGGUUCUGCUUGAUGUAGAGGAACUCAAAGAGGAAAUCAGCUUCCUUAGAAAAACCUGGAUGACAAAGCAAAAACUGGUUUCUUUGAGGGCUGAUAAAUGUGGUGUUAAGCGCACAAAAGUAAGGACAUUCGAAAACCCUAAUGAGAAACUAACCCUGCUGAUGGACUGGGUCAAUGCCGUUGGUGAAUUUUAUGGUGUAAUGGCUGAGAACUUCACAGUUUCAUUUUCUGAUGGUCGAAUUUUUUGCUAUCUCAUCCAUCACUACCAUCCAAAUCACAUACAAGCUGAGAACAUUCAAAAGGAAACCACACAGACAAUUGAGUGUGGUACUAAUGGCAAACUGGAACUAAACAGCUCAUGCAGUGACUCUGAAUACUCAUUUGACUCACUGGAGCAAAAUGGUUUAGAGUCACCAUCAGUGGAUUUCAAAGCGCUUCUUGAAAAUGAGAAAAGAAAUUUUGAAUUGGUGAGCACAGCUGUUUCUCACCUUGGAGGAGUUCCUACAAUGAUUACUCCAGAGGACAUGUCUAACACUAUUCCAAAUGAAAAGGUGGUUACAUGUUAUCUGUCCUUCCUUUGCGCUCGACUUUUGGACCUUCGUAAUGAGUCCAGGGCAGCCAGAGUUAUCCAGAGUGCAUGGAGAAGGUACAAGUUGAAAAAAGAAAUGCAGUAUAACAAGCUAAGGAAUCAAGCAGCACGCAAAAUCCAGGCCCUUGUGCGUACAUUUUUAUGUAAGAGAAGACUGAACAGACAGAACAUUGCUGCAACCAUCAUUCAGGCCUACUGGAAAGGUCAUUCUGCCCGACUACAGUUGAGAAGGAUUAAGGAAGCCAAGCAGUUGGUUAUCCAAAACGCGGCUGCAGUUUUAAUCCAAAAAUUAAUUUUUUUUUUUUUUCUUAAAUUGUUUCUAAUAAAAUAAUUGAUGCCUCUUGUUUUCCAGGCAGCCUUUCGAAAAUGGCACACAAGAAUGAUGGCUCAGAAAAACUGUGCUGCUGUUAAAAUCCAGUCAUGGUACAGAAUGAAACGUAGUCAGAAACAUCUGGCUUUGACAUUCCCGGCCAUAUACCUUCAAACAUGGUUCAGGGGUAGAUGCCAGAUAUGCAAGUUUCAUAUAAUGAAAAAACAGCAUCAAUCUGCCAUCACUAUCCAGAGUGCUUUUAGGGCCUACCUUGUCCGAAAACAAAUACAUGACACGAAGCAAGCUGCUGUUAUUAUUCAGAGGUGGUAUAAGGCUUGUUUGUUGAGAAACGAGGAGAAAAGGCAGUAUCAAGAAAUAAAGUCUGCAGCCAUUGUGCUACAAGCAGCAUUCCGAGGAUUGAAAGCGCGUAAAGUAAUAGCGCUGCAAAGACACAAAGAACGCCAGAGGAGAAUCAACCAGCUUCACCAGUGUGCCACCAUAAUCCAGUCCCAUUAUCGUAGACAUGCAGCACAAAGAAAAUUUCUUUGCAUGAAGCAUGCCGCUGUAAUCAUUCAGAGACAUUACCAAGCUUUCCUGUUGGCUAAGGAAAAACGAUCUGAAUUUCUAUUCGUGAAAAAAGCCGCAAUCGUGCUUCAGAGCGCAUUUCGAGGCAUGAGAGUAAGGCAGGACAUGAUUAAGAAAUGCAAAGCUGCUGCUGUAAUUCAGUCAGCUUAUAGACAUCACUUGCAAUUCCUAGCUCAAAGAAGGGCUGCCAUCAUCAUUCAGCAGCACUACAGAGCAUAUGUACUUGGACAGUUGGAACGAGAGCACUACGUUCAAUUAAAAAAAGCAACCGUAAGACUUCAGACUAUAUAUCGUGGCUGUAAGGCAAGAAGAGAACUUAAAAGAAGGCAUCAUGCUGCAACUAUCAUUCAAGCGUAUUUUAGGAUGCACAAGGUACAAGUCUUCUUUCUUGCUGUCAAGCGUGCUACCACUGUGAUACAGCAGCGUUACCGAGCGCAUGUCUUGGCUAGGCACACACGUGCAUCUUAUCUACAGUUAAAAUAUGCCACUGUGACUAUACAGUCAUCUUUCAGAGGAAUGAAAGUGCGCAGGAGUCUUCAAAAAAUGCACCAAGCAGCAACUGUCAUACAGGCUUGCUUCCGUGGACACUUGCAAUUUGCGAAGUACAAAAGACAAAAAUGGGCAUCAUCUGUUAUUCAGAGCCAGUUUUGUGCCUACAAGAUGAAGAACAUGGUUGAAAAGAGCUACGUGGCAAUGAAAAAAUCAGCCUUGUGUAUUCAGUCGGCAUAUCGUGGCAUGAGAGUGAGGAAACAGAUCUCAGAAAUGCAUAGGGCUGCACAGAUUAUCCAAAUGAGUUACAGAGCACACAAGCAAUGCAAAGAAUAUCAGGCCCUUAAACAAGCUACUGUUCUCAUUCAAAGAGUAUACAAGGCGAAACUUGUAGCAAACCAGCAGCGUGAGAGGUAUAGCUCCAUGCGAAAAGCAGCCAUCACCUUGCAGGCUGCGUACAGAGGAAUGAAGGUGAGAAGAGAAAUGCAAGAGAGACACAAAGCUGCUACUGCAAUUCAGUCAGCUUUUAGACGUCACUUGCAAUUCCUAGCUCAAAGAAGGGCUGCCAUCAUCAUUCAGCAGCACUACAGAGCAUAUGUACUUGGACAGUCGGAACGAGAGCACUACGUUCAAUUAAAAAAAGCAACCAUAAGACUUCAGGCUAUAUAUCGUGGCUGUAAGGCAAGAAGAGAACUUAAAAGAAGGCAUCAUGCUGCAACUAUCAUUCAGGUGUAUUUUAGGAUGCACAAGGUACAAGUCUUUUUUCUUGCUGUCAAGCGUGCUACCACCGUGAUACAGCAGCAUUACCGAGCGCAUGUCUUGGCUAGGCACACACGUACAUCUUAUCUACAGUUAAAAUAUGCCACUGUGACUAUACAGUCAUCUUUCAGAGGAAUGAAAAUGCGCAGGAGUCUUCAAAAAAUGCACCAAGCAGCAACUGUCAUACAGGCUUGCUUCCGUGGACACUUGCAAUUUGCAAAGUACAAAAGACAAAAAUGGGCAUCAUAUGUUAUUCAGAGCCAGUUUCGUGCCUACAAGAUGAAGAAUGUGGUUAAAAAGAGCUACGUGGCAAUGAAAAAAUCAGCCUUGUGUAUUCAGUCGGCAUAUCGUGGCAUGAGCGUGAGGAAACAGAUCUCAGAGAGUCAUAGGGCUGCACAGAUUAUCCAAAUGAGUUACAGAGCACACAAGCAAUGCAAAAAAUAUCAGGCCCUUAAACAAGCUACUAUUCUCAUUCAAAGAGUAUACAAGGCGAAACUUAUAGCAAACCAGCAGCGUGAGAAGUAUAGCUCCAUGCGAAAAGCAGCCAUCACCUUGCAGGCUGCGUACAGAGGAAUGAAGGUGAGAAGUGAAAUGCAAGCGAGACACAAAGCUGCUACUGUGAUACAAGCCAUGUACAAGAUGUACAGAGUAAGAAUGCCCUUCCAAGCUAUGAAAAUUGCUGCUCUGCUCAUCCAGAGACAGUACAGGUGCUAUUUAAAACAAAAACUUGCAAGGGAACAUUUUCUAAAACUGCGCCAUAGUGCCAUAACCAUCCAGGCUGUUUUUAGAGGGCAACGGAAAAGGCGUGAAAUUGCAGCGAUGCGAAAAGCUGCUGUAAUUAUUCAGUCCCAUGUAAGAAAGUACCUACAAAAAAGUUCAUACCAGAGACUACAGUGGGCAGUCAGGUCUCUUCAGCGACGUUACAGAGCCAACAAAAUGAUCAAACAAGAGAUGGAGGCUUUACAAAAUAAGAAGACUGCGGUUAUUGUUUUACAAGCAGCGUUCCGUGGUAUGAAAGCCAGGCAAACUUUGGCACUCAAGCAUCAGGCUGCCAGCAUCAUUCAGAGCGCUUACAGGACUCACUGUGCCAGGACUCGAUAUCUGUGUAUGAAAUUUGCCGCUAUUGCCAUUCAGCAAAGAUACAGAUCUCUGCUUGUGGCUCGUAAUCAGAGGGAGCAGUUUCUAAAACUACGUUGUGCUGCAGUAACCCUUCAGACCUACUAUAGAGGCCACAAUGUCAGAAGACAAAUAAUGCUCCAGCAUCAGGCAUCUACGUUGAUUCAAGCUGCCUUUAGAAGACACAGGGAGGUAACCAAGUACGAGGCCAUGCGGUUAUCAGUCGUCAUCAUACAGAGACAUUUCAGAUCGUAUAAAGAAGCUAAAGUGGCUCGUGAGAGAUAUUUAACCCUGAGAAACUCUGCCAUUGUGCUUCAAGCAGCUUUUAGGGGGUACUCUGUUCGCCGGACCAUGACAGAAAUGCACAAAGCAGCCACGGUCAUUCAGGCUGCGGUACGAAUGCAUAUGCAAAGAUCAGCAUUCAAGAGAGAACAAUGGGCAGCAAGUGUUCUUCAGGAGAGAUUUCGAGCUUGGAAACUUGGACAGAAGCAAAGACAAAGAUACCAGCAAUUAAAGCAUGCUGCAAUUUGCUUGCAAAAGUCAUUCAGAGGCAAGCGUGGAAGGGAACUUGUGAAACAGAUUAAGGCUGCAAAGGUGAUUCAAUCCUAUGUAAGGAUGUCUAUCCAGAGGCGGAGGUUUUUAAGUACAAAGGCUGCCGCUGUUGUGCUUCAGUCGGCUUAUAGGGCACAUUACUGUAGAGUACGCUACUCCAGAAUUCAAAAGUCUGCAGUCAUAAUACAGCAAUGGUACAGAUCCUGCAAACUGGUCCAGAAAGAGCAAAAUGACUUCAAAACCAUUCAGAAAGCCACGCGGACCUUGCAGUGUGCAUUCCGAAGAAUGCUUACAAGGCGACAUGAGAAAAGAAGACUUGCUGCAAUCAAGAUUCAGUCAUUGUUUCGCAUGCACGUACACCACAUUCACUACAAGAAGCUGCGGUCAUGUGCCAUAAAGUUACAAGCUAACUACAGAAUGUGUACAGCCAGAAGAAACUACCUGAGAUAUCAGGCUGCUGCAGUUACUGUACAGAGGUUCUACAGAGCAUACAGAGCAAAAACAAACCAGAGACAACAUUAUGUUACUACCCUCCAACGAAUUAGAACCCUUCAAGCUCGAGUGCGUGGAUUCAUUGUAUACAGAAGAUUCCAAAAGAUGAGAUCCAGUGCAGUCACAAUUCAGACACAUUAUCGGGGAUUGAUUGAGAAACGCAAGUUUCAGCACUUGAAGAAAUGUGCAUCUGUUAUACAAAAGCAUUACAGAGCUUAUCAGCUCUGCCAGAGGGAGCGAGCACAGUUCCUCAAAAUAAGGAGGUCGGCAGUUGUAAUACAACGAGAAUUUCGCGCCUACCAAUCAAGAAAAAUCUACAUGCAGACACAAGCUGCAAUAAAAAUUCAAGCAUGGUUUAGAGGAUGCCAAGCAAGACAGCGAGUACAGUUCCAAAGAAUCCGAAAAUCAGCUGUUAAUAUACAAGCCUUGUGGAGAGGUUACAGUGUGAGAAAAGCAAUUCAAAAGGAACACAAUGCAGCAGUGGUGAUCCAGUCAGCUUUUCAAGGGUAUAGUCAAAGGCGUACUUUCAAGCUCCGGUCAGCUGCCACUGUGUUUCUCCAACGGCGUUACCGAGCUGUACGGGCUGUCAAAGCUGAAAAGGAGAAGCAGAGGAGGAAAAAUGCUGCUGCCAUCACUAUACAGGCUUUUUGUCGUGGCUGGCACACAAGACAACAGAUUAUCAAAGCUGCCAGAGCUGCAAGGUGUCAGCGUUUUGCCGCAGCAGUUUUCCAUCAUCUGUGUGCAGUGAAGAUUCAGAGGGCCAUGAGAGCUUACUGGACCCUGAGAAAAGCCAAGAAGCAGAUAUCAUCAGUCAUUUAUAUCCAGCAAAAGUUCCGGGCCAAGCUCCAGAGAAAGAAAUAUCUAGAACAAAGACAGAAAAUCAUCAUGGUACAGAAAGCAGUGAAGCUUUGGUUCAAUCGUCGCAAUCAGGCUGCCACUGUUAUACAGGUUGUUGCCAAGAGAUUCCUUCUGAGACGGAGGAAAGAAAAACUGAAUCAAGGAAUUCUGAAAUUUCAGGCACUUUGGAGAGGUCAUCAGUCAAGAAAAAAUCAUGAUACAUCCAAACUCAUUUCCAUCAGGCAUCGUGUCAAGAAAGUCAACAAAGAGGCCAAAGAAGAAGAUAAGCUGUGUCACAAAACAUCGACUGCUUUGAGUUACCUGCUUGGAUAUCAGAAUUAUGCCUAUAUUCUUGUUGCUCUGAAGCAUUUGGAAACGGCGACCAGACUUUCACCAGAGUGCUGUGAGCGGCUUGUGAACAGUGGAGCAACACACAUUCUCUUUACCUUGAUACGAAGCUGCAACCGGAGUGUACCUUCAAUGGAAAUCAUAAGUUUAGCAAUCCAAGUUCUUCUAAAUCUAUCAAAGUACAACAAAACAAUCGAUGCAGUAUAUGAAGUGGAGAACUGUGUGGACACACUCCUAGAUUUGCUCCACAUAUACAGAGAUAAAGCUGGAGAUAAAGUUGCAGACAAAGGAGGCAGCAUCUUCACCAAAACAUGCUUGUUGUUAGUGAUUCUUGUACAGGAUGAAGAACGUGCAAUGGGAGUUAAAAAGCUUCCAAAGGCACCUGAGCGCAUUGGCAGGAUUUACAAGCUGACACGUCAGAAAUACAAUAUGGAUGCCAAGAGAACCAAAGUAAAAGAGAGAAUGAAUGUCUCUCUAAAUGGCAGCUUUUUUCCCCAAGCCACACCACAAAAGUCCAAGCCAGUAGCCAGAUUUGCACCAGACUGGGUUCUUCACAGAAGGAAGAUGAACAUUGUAGAUCCUCUUGGUGCCAUCCAGAUGUUGGUUAAUACUCUUGCCCUCAUCUCUUAAAUGCUCCAAUAUCAUUUGUACAUAUACUGUAAAUGUUUGGUCCCCCUACCCCAAAUGCCCCAUAAUGUGUAUAUAUUGUAUAUAUUUUGGAUGUAAUGGUAGUAAAUUCCUGUUACUUUACAACAUCCAUAUUUGUAGGUGAUGCUUUUACUUUUUACUUGGUGUUCAAUUUGACACAACUAUGCCAGCCUUAGAAGCUAUAAGAUACCAUGAAUAAGUGUUUUUUUUAUUGAAAGGUGUGGCUUUGCUUGUGCACAUUUUUUGUCAGUGCAACAUAAAUCUCUUUUGGAUAAUUUGAUUAAAUCGUGUCUUUUUUUUCUCUGUAAAAACGUUGUAACAACAAUAAUUGGUAGACUAUAUGUGUCUGCUGUUUUAUUCAGACAAUAACACACUGCCCAACUGCAUACUAUCUUAUUAAAAAGGAUAUGAAUUU